This is a messenger RNA of Lasiodiplodia theobromae, 1131 nucleotides long. RefSeq names its product Pfs domain protein. The coding region runs from base 1 to 1131 and encodes 376 amino acids. The transcript is spliced from 2 exons. Lineage: Eukaryota; Fungi; Ascomycota; Dothideomycetes; Botryosphaeriales; Botryosphaeriaceae. The record is from RefSeq and is a predicted model, not a curated record.
AUGCUUCAUAUCGCCCAGACUCGACACUACGAGGAUCCGACUAAUGAUGAGGGCGAGCUUUUCAAGCUGUUUUCCAAGGACACAUCCACAUGCUCCGCUCGAGAGAGGUUAUUGCAAGAUGCCGGAAACCUCCUCUCAAAGUCUGAAGGAUAUCAGCUCAAGAACAUGAUUCUCGAUAUAUGGUCACUCCUCGAAUACCUCCUGGACCAAAGCGUGAGAAUCGAGACCUCUCCCGGAGCCAUUCCCAAGGCUACCCUUCGCGACACGCUGUGCGGUUUCGAAUUCAAAGCGGUAGUAGAAGAACGCUCACCAUUCCGCCUCAAAAGCCGGCACAUUGACAAGACCAGCGGCGGAUGGACUAAUCUUGUCAAGGACAUCGAUGCCCUCGUCCUCUUCGCCAACGGGUUCGAGGACCUCAUCCUGCCGUCAACGACAACAGCAGCACAUCAUUUAUGUCAUCGCUACCGCACCGUCCCCAAGGGCAAAGACUUCCUCGCCACCACCAUCAAGUCCCUGACCGACCUCUACACUGUGGCAGGCAGCCCACUCGACCGCACCUACCUAACCUCGUCAUCCAAGCUGCAGUGGCACGUGGGAAGCGGCUGCAGCACCCCCGGAAACCUGUUCGGACCUUGCUCCACCCCCGCUUCUUUCCGCUGCAAGUGCGAGCGCCUGAGCCAGAUAGUGCCGAGCACGGCCAUCGGUACCGUAGUCGGGCCAGCUGACUUGGACGCACAUGCCGCUGCGGGCGCUGCUAUCUUCGGCCAGAGCGGAAAUCUGCUGAAAAGCCUGGUAAUCGCACAGCACCAGCACCAGCGAGAGCCUGGCGUUCUUUACAGUCAGCCGAACGGGCAUAUUGAAGUCGGUGUCACCGUCAAUGCCGCUGCCGGUGCGAUGGAUCAGCAGCAACAAGUAAUUGUGCAAGAUGAAGAAGGCGAAGAGGAGGAGGAGGAGGAGGAGGAGGGAAAAGAAGAUAUCAAAGACAAUGAUUCUUCUGAUCCUGAAAGUUUUUGGAAUGGCACGCCCUCGUUGAACUCAAGCUACACGACACAGACGUCUGCUUACGGAACGGGCGAUGGGGGGAACGAGGGGAGAGCUGAACCACAGGCUCCGAAGCCGACCGGGGAAUGA